AUGACAGUGACUUCCUUUAAAGGACGCAUGGUACUCUCCCUGGCGGAAUUCUUCUGGCCUUGUAUCCUGUUCAUGAUUCUGACAGUGCUUCGUUUUCAAGAACCUCCCAGACACAGAGACAAUUGCUAUUUGCAACCCCGGGAUCUGCCCAGCCGGGGCGUUUUCCCCUUUGUCCAGGGCCUUCUUUGCAACACCGGGUCGAGGUGCAGGAACACAAGCUAUGAAGGGGCUAUGGAACAGCAUUUUCGUUCUCCUAGGCUCCCAGCUGCAGCUGCUCCUCACCAGAAGGUUGAUGACCUGGCCUUCUUAAAAGAGAUACAGGACCUCGCCCAGGAAGUUUAUGAAGUGAUGGACAAGGCUAGAAACUUACAAAAACUUUCUUUCUGGGUAGAAAGAUCCAAGACUCCAGAUUCUCCUUAUGGUUCCAGUUUUUUAACAAUGGAUCUUAAUAAGACCGAGGACGUGAUUGGGAAGCUCGAGAGUCUUCUCCAGCAGCCUCACCUCUGGGAUUUUCUGCUUUUACUGCCAAGACUCUAUGCCAACAACUUCCACAUUGCAGAUGCCGUCCUCGGGGGAGGACACCUACUCCACGCGGUUCUGAGUUCCUUAUCAGCUCUAGAAGAUUUAGAUUGGCUGCCACUCAACCACACCUUCUCUAGGGUCUCUGAAAUGGUGCUAAAGGUGGCCAUUUCAACGCUGGCAUUCCUGCGGGAGAGUGGAGCGCUGGCCACAGAGUCAGGUUACAGCCUGUCUGUGAAGGAGCUGAUGUGGGACCCACAGAAGGUUCAGGCUGACCUGAAAUCCCGAUUUGGCUUUGAUGACCUUCACGCAGAACGAGUCCUGAAUUACUCUGCUGACCUACAGGAGAUUCCCACAGACAGUUCACUGGAGCAGAUGCUGUGCUCAGCCUUGUCUGGCUCCUCUGAGGAUGAAGACGAUGGAGAGGGUCGCCCUGGAGACUGUGACCCUCGGUGGUCAGCGGCCAAAGACUACCUGGUCCACGCGGUCAGCCGGCUGCACCUCUGCCGACAGGUAUUUGAUCGCUGGUGGAAAGGCAGCCUCUUCCAGCAGGUCCUGGCGGGGAUUGGCCGUGGCCUGGAGGCACUGAGGACUCAGCCUGGGGAGGGGAGCCAGCCCUGCAAGGUGGCCAGGGCUUUGCAGGCCGCUCUCCUCCUCCUGAGUGGCAGCGUGGCAGCAGAUGGCCCCGAGGGCAGCCACACACCUGCCAGGAUAUUACUGUAUAUGCAGACACUGCGGAGCGUCCUCCAGAAGCUGCCCCCGGGGCCGGCCCUGACGCCACUGCUCGAGCUAGACGGGGCUCUCAGGAACGCAGUGGCCCAGGAUCUACACCUCGUCCGCGAAAUCCUUAUUUGUCUCGAGGCAUCUGCCAACAACUCUAGAUCCCGUGGGCCUGGCCAAUCGAAACUGGAAAAGAACGUGCUUUUUAAGUUGCUGAUGAAUAAGAACGCCACUUCUCUCUGCCUCAGUGGAUGCUUGUCUGAGAGGGGAGUUCCCCUGCGUCCCAGGGUGGCUGGCAUCCAGGAGGCCCUUGGGGGACUGACCUGUGGUCCUCUCCCCUCCAGCGAGGCCAGUGCUUUACACAGGCUGCUUGAGUCCGUGCAGGACGCUAAUCAUCUCUUGCAAGCAGUCAUUACUGGGCAGACAGGCGUGCCAGUUUCAAUACCAGAAGACGCCCCGGACUGGCAGGACCUGGGGACGCAGCUGCGGGAAGCGAGCCUGCCCUGCACUCGGCUCCUGCGGCUACCGAGAGCUGAUGUCUCCGCUGCUGACUGUGUGGACCAGCUUUUUUCCGCAGUGAUGUUUCAUACAUUUGAGAAAGCACAAUCAGUCCUGGAACAUACACACUUCUGGAAAGCCUUCAGGGGGUUUAUCAGGAAGACUUGUGAAGUGGCUCGACAUGUGAAUGAGCAGGCGGGUGUCCAGAACGGUUCACUGGGUUUCUCUGAGGAAUCUCCUUGUUAUAAAGAAAACAUGGACUGGAAAAGCAUCAGUGAUAAUUAUUUUGCAUUUUUGAAUAACUUGAUCAAGACUCCAAUAGCUUCCAUGUCCAGGGUCUUAAAUUAUACAAAGGAACUUCUAGUGAUGGAAAAGAAGCUGCAGACCAUUAAAGAUGAGCAAAUAAACUUCCUUUUGUCUUUUAUGGAAUUUUUGGAGAAAUUAUUAUUGCCUAAUCCAUUCAACUUAUCCAGUAUUCUCAAAUUCUAUAACCUCCCAUCUGUCCCUGAGAUGACUCUAAAUACAAGUCAUUUGUGGACAAAUCAUUCAGCAAGUUUAGAGAGAGAUAUACCUGGCAUGGAUACUCAGAAACUUCUGGAAGUCAGCAAAGAGAUGAAUGGAAAAGUACAAACCCAUGAAAGUUUCUGGAUAAGGAAGGAAUCAAUAAAUAUCUUGAGAUUUGUGGAAUUAAUACUUCUGGGGAUGAAUCCCAAGUUUCUGGCAUUGUGGAUGCAUGGUGCUUCAAAAGGAAAGAGAGCUGAACUGGGAAUCUUGCCUACCCUUGUAAAUUUUUCUGAUUCAGAAAGCAAGAUGAUUCACAGGAAAAGCUUUAACUUUUCCCAGUUGUUUCAUUUAGAUUGGUCUGAAUCACCAGCCAUGAAGAUGGAUUUUGUUCAUGUAAUUGAAGUGAUAAUAAAUAGUCUCUAUGAGUUUGGAUUUCUGAGGCAGGAACAAGUCUCAGAAGCUGUGGGCACAGUCUAUGCUAUGAGGAAUGCAUCCAAUCUUUUCUUAGCCCUUUCUGAACCUCAAAAACAAGACAUUGAGAAAAUUUUGACUAGUGUAUAUCUACAAGUCUUCCAGGACAAAGAUUCAGCUUUACUUCUGCAGAUUUAUUCUUCAUUUCACCAGUAUAUGUAUAAAUUCUUGAGCAUUCAGAGCAAAGAGUCUUUGCUUUCUUUCCUUAUGCAAAUCUCAAAACACAUUUUGGAUAUCCUAAAGCAAUUUAAUUUCCAAAACAUCAGCAAAGCAUUUUCAUUUUUAUAUGAGACAACAGGGGUCCUUGGGAGGAUAUCUGAAGUAUCUUACUGUCAACAAUUGCUUUCAAUUUUUAAAUUUUUGGAGCUUAAAGCCCAAUCCCUGAUGUCCACAGAGGGCCCUGCGAUGGAAAUCAUCCAUGCUACUUUGAGAGGCCUCAAGCAGCUCUUCUUGGUGGAUGACGGUUUUCGGAAUUCUGUAUUUCAGUAUGUGAGUCAACUCUUCAGUGGCUCAGCAGAGGCCCUGCUGGGCGAUGAGUGCUUUGUUCUGGAUAAUAAAAGCAUUUCUUCUGCAAAUUAUUCACCAGAUGAGGGGUCUCCAUUUAUCCUCCCAUGGGCACAAAUCCUUUCAAACUUCUCAGCAGAUGGCGGUGAGUUCCAUGAGUUUACAGCUCUUCAUUGCACCACUUUGUGGCUUCACAUGUGGACUGAGGUCUGUGGACACAUAGCUCAGAUAUUUGAGCUGGACACGAAUGUUUUCACUCUUCUUCGUGGUGGUCUCAAUCAGCUUUUGGAUGAACUGGAAAGUGAUGAAAAAAUUCCUAAAAUCUGUCAGGAAAUACUUCCCAACCAUUAUCCUGCUAAACUCAUCUUAAAUUUGUUUAAGAAUGUAACUCAAAGUGAUGGCUUUCAGGAUUGGAAUGAUUUCCUGAAUCUCAGGGAUCUCUGGGUAGCACUAGGUGAUGGAUUAGUUCGAGUAAAGUUGCUUAACCUGGACCAAAUAGAGAAAUCCCUUUUCACCAUGGAAACUACCCUGAGUCAGCUGAAGUCACUUCCAUUAGACACCAACGCAAGCAGAGAGUUUUUAUAUUCUCUGCUCAACAUUUUUAUUGAGUUGAGCAAUACCUCAGCAUCUACAGAUAGAAGUGUACAUUUGAUGAAUAACUUUCUGUUAAGAAACCUCACAAAUUAUGAAGUAAAGCUUGCAAGUGUCAUCACCGACCUAAGAGACACAGUAUUAUUUCUUAAAAAUGUGUCCCACGACCAAGAUUUAUUGUCCUGUGCUGACAUUUUCCAAAAUGUCACUGAGUUUAUUUUGGAAGAUGAUUUAUUGUAUGAAAAUUCUUCCCAGAGGGCAUUACACAUUCUGGCCAUGUUGAAUUCCACAUUUUCCUCUGUGGACACAGUUAGCAGGCUGAAAGGCUGUGUCAUGUGGGUCAGCACUGUGAACAACCUGUGUGCUAUGUAUAACUCCAGUUUUUCACAAGGCCAUCUUCAUGGUGUUCUGAGGAGUCUCAGAGAUGUGAAAGACAAACUGAACUCUACUUUGAAGCUCGUUACUUGGAUGUUGAAUAUAAUGAUGGAGCCUUGCUCAUUGAAUACGUCAAACAUAAACUGUGUGAAUGUUUACUUAAAAAAUGUGACUGACUUUCUGAAUGUUCUACUCACUACAGUCUUUGGAAAAGAAAAGGUAUCAAAUUUUGAGAUUUUAUUAACUCUUUUAAAUGAUUCCACAAACCAAGUAAGGAUGAUUAUCAACAACUUCUCGAGAGACUUUGAUUUUGCACCUCAAUCUAACUGGACACGUUUUACUGAAUUAAUUCUAAAACCCAUAGAAAGGUCAGAUGAAAUGCCUCUUCAAUUUCAAAAUAUUUGGCUGCAUUUAGUAGCUCUGGGGAAGGAAAUUCAAAAUCUUGUGAAAGAUAUUUCCCCUAACAUCCUGGAAAAUAGCACCUUUUAUAAAGCUGAAAAAAUUUUAAGCAUAAUUGCUACCAGUCCAAAGGAAAAGGAUAUACACAGAUUAGGCAAUUCAUUUUACCAGUUAGCUAGUUACCUUGCCUUCAAUUUAUCUCAUGAUCUCCAAAAUUCACCCAAAAUAAUUUCUCAUGAAGUAAUGAAAGUUGUGGGUCUCAGUAUUCAACUCAUGAGGGAUGUAUUCAACUCUCUAACACCCUCUGCUUACCACAAUAUUCCACAAGAGCCAGGUGACUUUCAAGUGUUGAAGAAGAUGACUUCUCUCCUGCGCAGUGUCAAGAAAACAGACAUAUACCUGCUAGUAGAUCAGCUUGAACGCAUUAGUGAAAGCACGAUGGAUUUCUUCAAGAACAUCAGCAGGUUAGGUGCUAGUGAUUUGGGGAUCGGCUUCUUUGUUGACUUAAUGGAAAAGUUUGUCAACAGCUCACAUUCUUGGAGUAUUAGCCAUCUGCUGAGGCUCUCACGUCUGUUUCCUAAAAAGGAUGCUGAUGCCGUGGUGGAUGCGUACUACAUGCUCCCUCAUGCCAUGAGGUUCCUGAGGGGCAUGGGUGACAAAAACAUCACAGAGGCCCUCAAGGAUGUCUAUAACUUCACACUCCUCCAUGGCAUACACUUUUCAGAUGUCACCAAGGAAGACUUCACUGUUGUGAUAAAAACUUUUAUGGACACAAUUGAAUUAGUAUCAGCUCAACCGGGCAUCCUUUCGGAGACAUUAACUUGUCUUCCUGUGUUUCGGUGCUGGAAUCAUACAACUUCUGGGUUUCAGCAGAACCCAAGAUCAGACGCCUGUAAUGCCCAUGAGCUCACAUCUUCCUUUUAUAGCAAAGUAGCUAGUAUCCUUGACCACCUCCACCUGUCUCCCCAUGGUGAUGAUUCACAAUGUUUGAAUGAAAGCUCACAGAUGGAAAUAACUAGGAAAGUAGUCUGUGUAAUUCAUGAACUAAUGGACUGGAGUUCCAUUCUUCUAGAGCUAUCUGAAGUUUUCCAUGUUAAAACCUCACUUGUGAAAUCUGUGCAAGAAUUUUGGCAUAAGGUGUUACCAUUUGUCCCGCUUUCUGGAAAUCAGAGUAGUGGCAGCAUCCCUGAGCUCUGUCCUGGUCAUCUCAUAAAGCAAGUCACUUUGCCAAUCAUAGAAAAAUUAAAAAACUUCAACUUUACAAAAGUCACAUCAGAUGAAAACCUUCUUGAAAAACUAGUUAGUUUAAACAAGAUUCUUAAUGUGGAUGAAGGAGCAGGAACAUCUGUUUGGUAUAAUAUUUCCUUUCAUUUGAAAAGGAUAAUAGACUUUCUUUCUAGGAAGGAGAACUUGGUAAACAGCACCAAUUCUCUAGUCUCUCCGUUCAUGACACUGCUGAAUUCAAACCUCACAGGCAGUAGUUUAGAAGCAUUAUCAUGGUUUAUUAAGAAAAGCGAAGCAGCUGACAACUUGGAAAAACAAUGGCUUGAGUUUGAACAAAUUAUGAAAGACCUAACCCAUAAUUUUAGUAUCAGACCCCUAUAUUCUGAAAUUGACAAAGUGAUGCAAAGGACUAAUUCAGUGGCUCUUCAAAACAUACCCUUGCCACUUGCCCACUUUUUGGAAAGCCUGAAUUUAUCAUCAUUGAAGACAUUAGAAAUUAUUGAAGAAUUUUUACGGGUCAUAAAGAACUGGUUUCAUAAAUUUGCACAUGAAGAUUACUCCAAAAUGAUACAAACAUUAUUUCUUCUUUUGGCUAAUGAGAGUUCAACUGAUGAUAUCGCUUUGGUGACUAAAGACGUUGCUACCUUUUUGGGUUAUCUCAAAAAUGUUUCUAGAGAAGGUAAUUUUGAUGUUGCCCUUCUUACUCGUCAGCUAAGUCAAGAACAGCUAACUAAUUUCUCAGUUGUUCAGCUGCUUUUUGAAAGCUUCCUAAUUAAUUCAAUCAAUAACUUAGCUGAGCAUUCUCAAGGAGCAGCCUUGAAUUUAAGUGAUACUGACCUUCAAAUAAUGAAUCUCAUUAACCUCGUCUUGAACCACACACAGUCAGAAAAUGGUGAGAGAAUCAUUCUCCCUCCAAGAAGCAGAGUGGGUUUCAUGGAACAGCUUUUGAAAACAUUCUUUUUACUAAAGGAAAAUUCUGGGAACAAAAUAUUUCUUCUGCUAAAAGACAUCCACAAAGAUCUCUUUGCAGAGAUGAGUUUUGUCCUAAAGGAUAAAAUUCUAGAAAAUUUGAAACUCGAUCAUUUUCUCACCUCCAUGAAAGAAGAUAGACUGGUGAACGCUCUUUCAACUUUAAAGGAGACUGUGUAUCAUCUAAUAAAGAACUCAUUUAUGUUAGAUGAUGGAGAAUUAUAUUUUGAUAAUCAUCAAGGACUGCAGCUCCUGGGAGAUUUAUUCCACACUCUUCUAAGGGAAACAUCAAUGAAAAAGGAGACUGAAAAUAAUCUGGAGUUUCUUAUGGUGCUGAAUCAGUUGCUUUCCCAUAUGAACAGUUCUGAGGACCUUUUCAAACUCAAUCAAGAUCUCCAGUCAGCUCUUCACCUCGUGAGAGAAACUUCCAUGGUGAUAGCACGUUUCAUGGACACUCUUUUAAGCUCUCCUGUUAAGGACCUCCGUGUGCUGUACCCUUCCCUCCAGGAAGUUAUACUUGCAAAUCUAACCAAUUUGCUUUCCUUUGUAAACAAUUCAUUCCCCCUAAGAAACAGAGAAACAUUAGAAAUUACCAGGCACUUACUGGAUGUUAUCUCAGGAGCAUAUGGGGAGAACUGUGCCCUUGACCCACUCUUGGAGAUGUCUGACACUCUGACCAUGCUGGCCGAUGAUGGUGUAGAGAUGAGACGUCUUGCCACAUCAGUCACCUCCACUGUGGAAUUUCUUAAGUUAGCCAAGAAAAUUGCAAGAAAGGUGGCCACCGUAUUUCAAACUCAUCUCAUUUCCACUGCCAAUGACACCAUGAAAUUCUUUGACACUCUUUAUUUUCUUUUGCGACAAAGUGUUCGAAAUGUUGUCAAUGAAAUGAUUACUUUGAAAAAAGCAGAUCAUUUAAUAUUUGAAAAUAUAGAUGACUUGUUGAUGCCAUUUCUUGACUUGGCCUUUGGGAUGAUUGGAGUUAAGCCUAAUAUUUCCCAAGACUUAUAUAUCCUCAAUAUGUCAUCUGGCACAUUCACAUACAUGAACCAGUCCAAAGAGCUUUAUGAUAUUAGGGAAGAAAUAGCUGACUUUUUAACUUCUGUGAAAAUCAAUUUGGGAGACGUGGAACGUCUCCUGGCAGCAUUUAAAAAUGGGGCCCAAAUAUUUUCUGUGGAUUCUGUCAGUUUAUGGGAAGAAAUCCUGGAUUACUUAGCUCCUAUAAAUAACAUCACCAGUCACAUCGACUUCUUGUAUUCUAACCCAAUUUCCACUCAUAAUUUCCCUCAAGAUACAAAAUGGGGAAGAACUCGUGAAGUGGUCCUGUUUCUGUGUGAAAUCCUGUCACAAAACAGGACAGAACUAGGGAGUUACUUGAGAAUGGUGAUCAACCUUAUCUCAGUCGCACUUUGGAAUGACACAGGGAAGGACCACAGGGAUGUUUUUAAUCUGUUGCUGACAUUGGCUCCGCAUCCAGAUGACCUUUUGAAAAUCAUCACGACAGUGGGAGAGGCCUCCCGUGAAGCUCCACUUUUUAACACCUCUUGGAUUCGGAAUGUGACUGAGCAACAACCCCACGAAGCCAUCCAGACCCUGCUGAGUAAAAUAGCUCUCAUGAAGAAAGAGCUUCUCCUCAAUAGCUCUCAGUGGAUGUACUCCGUGAGCACUUUGCUUCAGCCCUUUUUUGAAAUUUUUAUUCAUGCAACCACUGGGACACGUGAGAAGACCCAGAAAGAGCUGGUUGACGGUCCUGAUAUCCUCAAACCAUUAUCGCGUUUUGAGGAAUACCGGAAGGCAUUAAUUGCAUUGGUUGAAUACUGGCAGAGGGUCUCGCUGAUUGAUCAAAGUGUCUUGGAUGUCUGUCGGGCUUUUCUGCAGUCCCCGGAGCCCACGGAUGCCGUGGCGACCCUGUGGAGAAUGGAGACACUGGCCCAGCGCGUGCUCGUCCUCCUUGCAGAAAACCAGUCUCUGACGAAGGACGUGUUGUGUGCCGCUCUGCACUGUGAGCAGAGCGUGGUGAGGCUUCUGCUGUUAUCUGCCCUGCGAGGGGUCGUUCUGGUGCACGACCACUACCAGGAAUUGGAAAAGAUAUGGACCUCUCCCCAUCAGCUAAGCUGUGAAGGCCUCCGCAGGAAUCUCUCCAGAGCCUUGGAAAGCUUCCGGAGCAGUUUGGAAGAUGCCAGUGAGCAGGACUGUGAAUGCCAGCCUGGGCCAGCCUCCAAGCCACACACGCUGGCCCAAAGCCUGGAGAAGACUUUAUUGUUGUCUGGGAAUCCCAUAAUGACUUUUCUUAGCAAUUUCACAGUAGCUGAGGGUGUAAAAGUAAAAGAUCUGAUGCAGAAUAUCAGCAAGUUAACUGAGGAGCUCCGAUCUUCUUUGCACUUCUCAGAUGGAACCAUCAAUAGUAUUUUAGAAGCAAACAUCUCCCACUCAAAGGUGCUGUCCAGCGUCCUGACGGUGGCUUUGUCUGGAAGCUGCAACAGGGACGUCCUUCGGCUCCUGCUCCAGUUCCCUGAAGACGGAAAGUCUGAGUCUGUUGCGAGGGAGCUGUGUGGGCUGCCCAGGGCCCAGGUGUUUUCCGUGAUUGUGGUGUUGGCUCGAAACCUGGACCUGCGGAACUUUGUUUACAAAACUCUGCUUCCUGCUGAAGCCAGCACCCUGCUGAGCGCCCUGCUAGAUGUCGUGUCCAGCCUCAGCCACCUGCUUCCCAGAGCUGGCCGCGUCCUCGAACGCCUUCCUGCAUUCCUCCAUGAAUUUAAGAUCACUGCUUUGCUGGAUGCACCUGACUUCCAGCAGGCUUCACAGGGUAACCAGGCCAGAAGUUCAGCCAUUGGUUCUUUCCAAUCUUUGAUGAAGAUGGUUUGCAAGGACCAAGCAUCUUUCUUCAGCAGCUCUGACACCUUUCUUAACUUGCCUAGAGUUAAUGAACUCUUAGGAGAUGACAAAGAGAAAUUCAACAUUCCUGAAGAUUCAACACCAUUUUGCUUGAAGCUUUAUCAGGAAAUUCUGCAGUCUCCAAAUGGCGCUUUGGUGUGGUCCUUCCUAAAACCUGUAUUACAUGGAAAAAUACUGUAUACACCAAACACUCCAGAGAUUAAUAAAGUCAUUCAGAAGGUAAAUCAUACUUUUGAUUUUGUGGGCAAGUUGAAGACUUUAUUAGAAAUACUGCUGAAUGAGUCCAGCAUUUUUCAGAGCAGCGGAAACGGCCAGAUGCUCCACCGGCUGCAGGAAGCCCUGAAAAACAAAUUUAUAAGAAGCUUUAUAAAAAGCCAGCUGCACAUUGAUGUAGGCAAACUGACUGAAAAGCUUCAGAUCUUUGGAGGGAAGUUGGACGCCGUGUUGAACCACACGGGCGCCGGCCGCCUGCGCUCCCUGGGCCGCGUCCUGGCCGACCUGGCCUCCUGCGUCCAGCUGAACCGCUUCCAGGGCCUGGCCUCUGCUGCCGCCCUGGAGGCCACCACACAGGCCCUCCUGCGCAAUAACACUUUAUUGGCCAGCAUCAUAUUCAACAGUUCCUUAGUUGGUAAGAACCUCAGCUCAGAACCUCUGCAGCUACCGCCCCAGGUCACCUACAGCAUCCGGACCAGUAUCUUGUAUAGCAUGAGAACAGAUCUGGUGAAAAACCCUUUCUGGAAGUUCCACCCUCAGAGCCUCCCAGCUGACGGGUUCAAGUAUAAUUACAUCUUUGUGCCGUUGCAAGACAUGAUCGAAAGGGCCAUCAUCUCGGUGCAGACGGGGCAAGAGGCCCUGGACCCGGCUGCACAGGCCCAGGCCAUCCCGUACCCCUGCCAUACCAGCGACCUGUUCUUGAACAACGUCGGCUUCUUCUUCCCCCUGAUAAUGAUGCUCACGUGGAUGGUGUCUGUGGCCAGCAUGGUCCGAAAGCUGGUUUACGAGCGGGAGAUCCAGCUGGAAGAGUACAUGAGGAUGAUGGGCGUGCACCCGGCCGUCCACUUCCUGGCCUGGCUCCUGGAGAACAUGGCCGUGCUGACCGUGAGCAGUGCGGCCCUGGCCCUCAUCCUCAAGGUCAGCGGUGUUUUCAGCUAUAGCAGCGCCUGGAUCGUCUUCCUCUUCCUCCUGGACUUCGGUGUGUCGGUGGUCAUGCUGAGCUACCUCCUGAGUGCACUGUUCAGCCGCGCCAGCGUGGCCGCCCUCUGCAGCAGCCUGCUCUACACAGCCAGCUUUCUGCCCUACAUCGUGCUGCUGGUGCUGCAUGACCAGCUGGGCGUCCUCCUGCAGACGCUCCUGUGCCUCCUCUCCACAACUGCCUUUGGACAAGGAGUGUUUUUUAUUACAUUCCUAGAAGGGCAAGAGGCAGGGAUUCAGUGGGAUAAUAUGUACCAGUCUCCGGAACUAGCAGGCAUGACAUUUGGCUGGGUUUGCUGGAUGAUUCUGUUUGAUUCAGGACUUUAUUUUGUAUGUGGAUGGUACUUGAACAACUUGAUUCCUGGAACUUUUGGUUUAAGGAAACCGUGGUAUUUCCCCUUCACCGCAUCCUACUGGAAGGACUUGUGUGGGCUAGUGGUGAAAAGGCAGAGCCCAGCCAGUUCUACCCUGUUCUCUAGUGAGAACCUGGGUGGUCAAGGCUCAUCCCUGCAAAAUGGAGAAGGAGAACUGGAAGGAGGCUCCCCCGGUGUUGUCCUGCUGUCUGUGACCAAGGAGCAUGAUCGCCACAAGGCGGGGGUCUGGGACCUGACCCUGACCUUCCACAGGGACCAGAUCACUGCCCUGCUGGGGACCAAUGGCGCUGGGAAGACCACCGUCAUAUCCCUGCUCACAGGACUCUACCCCCCAACGUCUGGGACCAUCACUGUCAAUGGCAGGAGCCUGCAGAAGGACCCAUCUGUGGUCAGGGCAGAGCUGGGGGUGUGUCUGCAGCGGGACAUCCUGUUCGACCACCUUACGGUGCUCGAGCACCUGCUGCUCUUCGCCUCCCUGAAGGUGCUGCCGGGGACCCACCAGAAGCUGCGUGAGCAAGUCCACAGAACUCUUCAGGAUGUGGGGCUGACGCCGCACCAGCACCAACAGGCUCGAGUGCUCUCAGGGGGCACGCGGAGAAAGCUGUCCAUCGGCAUCGCCUUCCUGGGUGCGUCGGGGACCGUGGUCUUGGAUGAGCCCACCAGCGGGGUGGACCCGUGCUCCCGCCGUGGCAUCUGGGACAUCCUCCUCAAGCACCGACGAGGUCGGACGAUCAUCUUCACCACCCACCACCUGGAUGAGGCUGAGGCGCUGGGUGACCAUGUGGCCGUGCUGCAGCGGGGGCGGCUCUGCUGUUCCGGGUCCCCUGCCAGCCUGAUCCGGGCCCACGCCCAGGGGCUCCGCCUGACACUCAGCAGGCAGCCUUCUGUUCUGGAGGCCGAUGACCCGAAGGACACAGCUUGUGCCACGUCUCUGAUCCAGAGCUACAUCCCACAAGCAUCUCUUCGAGGCAGCAGCCGGGGCGAGCUGAGUUACGUGAUCCCUGAGGAUGCAGACAGAGCCUGCUUCAAAGGGCUCUUCCAGGCCCUAGACCUGAACCUCCACCAGCUGCACCUGACAGGCUACGGGCUCUCAGACACCACCUUAGAAGAGGUGUUUCUGCAUCUUUUGCAAGAUUCCAAGAAGCAACCUGAUGCUGCCCUGAGCUUGGAGUCGGCACCCCCAGAGCCUGGUCCUGGUCACUACUGCACACCUGCUGGCACCCCCCUGGUGCGGGGUGGCCCCCUGCUCCUGGCACAGACAGCUGCCCUCCUGCGGAAGCGGCUUCUCCACGCUGGCCGGGCCUGGAAGGGCACCGUCUCCGACUUGCUGCUGCCCAUGCUCUUCGUGGCCUUGGCCAUGGCCUUGUUCAUGGUCAGGCCUUUGGCCAUCAACUACCCUCCCCUCAAACUGACACUGGGUCAUUACGACAAGGCAGAAACCUACUUCUUCAGGAUGAGUAGCAGUGACAACGAUAGCCUGGAGCUCGCCCGUGUGCUUUUGCGGAAGUUUGGCGAUCAGGACCUGCCCUGUGCUGACUCAUACCCAGACCUGGAGAAUUCUUCCUGCUGGCACACCGACCCCUCCUCUCCCCGGGGCGUCCAAGAGUCUUGUGGCUGCCUGGAGUGCCCCAAUGCGAGCACCAGGGCUCCCUACCUGACCAACCACCUGGGCCACCAGCUUCUCAACCUCUCUGGCCUCCCCCUGGAGGAGUAUUUGCUGGCACCGACGGAAAAACUGAGGCUCGGAGGAUGGUCUUUUGGAGUGCAAAUCCCCAAUCAAGUUCAAGACACAAAUUCAAAUAUGUCAAAACCCCAAAAUCUGGCAAAGGUGUGGUACAACCAGAAAGGCUUCCACUCCCUGCCUUCCUACCUGAAUCAUCUCAACAAUCUUAUUUUGUGGAGGCGCUUACCCCCUACCGCAGACUGGAGACAGUACGGAAUCACAGUCUACAGCCACCCGUAUGGAGGGGCCUUACUGAAUGAGGACAAGAUCCUGGAGAGCAUCCGCCAGUGCGGUGUCGCCCUGUGCAUCGUGCUUGGCUUCUCCAUCCUCUCCGCGUCCAUCGGCAGCUCCGUGGUGCGGGACAGGGUGACCGGAGCCAAGAGGCUGCAGCACAUGAGCGGCCUGGGCUACCGGACCUACUGGCUCACGAACUUCCUGUUUGACAUGCUCUUUUACUUGGUCUCCGUCUGCCUGUGUGUCUCUGUGAUUGUGGCCUUCCAGCUCACCGCCUUCACUUUCCGGGAGAACCUGGCGGCCACAGCCCUGCUGCUGGUACUUUUCGGGUAUGCCACUCUCCCCUGGAUGUAUCUCGUCUCGAGGGUCUUCUCCAGCUCGGAUGUUGCUUUCAUCUCCUACAUCUCCUUGAACUUCAUCUUUGGCCUCUGUACCAUGCUGAUGACGGUCAUGCCGAGGCUGCUGGCCAUCGUCUCCAAGGCUCAGAACUUACAGAACAUCUAUGACGUCCUCAAGUGGGUCUUCACUAUUUUCCCUCAGUUCUGCCUGGGUCAGGGGCUGAUAGAACUCUGUUACAAUCAGAUCAGGUACGACCUGACCCAUAACUUGGGCAUCGAUUCCUAUGUGAGCCCAUUUGAGAUGAACUUCCUGGGCUGGAUCUUCGUGCAGUUGGCUGUACAAGGCUCGGUCUUUCUCCUCCUGAGGGUGCUGCUGCACAGAGACCUCUGGCUUCUACCCAGGGGCCACUCUGCCAUUCAAGGCACAGUCACGUCUUCUAAGGACAUAGAUGUUGAAAAAGAGCAAGUGAGGGUGCUGAAAGGCAGAACCAACGGCGACACUCUUGUGCUGUGCAACCUCAGUAAGAGUUACAGGGGCUUCUUCAAGAGCACGAGCGCUGUGCAAGAUAUCAGCUUGGGCGUGCACAGGGGAGAGUGCUUUGGGCUUCUCGGGGUGAACGGAGCUGGGAAAACCACCACUUUCAAAAUGCUGACCGGGGACCUGCGUCCAAGCUCGGGACACGCUGUCGUCAGGACUCCCUCGGGAGAGGACGUGACUCUGUCUCUUGCUGGUGCAGCCGGCAUCCGCGUUGGCUACUGUCCGCAGCAGGACGCCCUGGACGAGCUCCUGACGGGCUGGGAGCACCUGCGCUAUUACUGCUGCCUCCAUGGGAUUCCAAAGCAGUCCAUCCCCAAGGUGGCUGGGGACCUCGUGAGGCGCCUCCAUCUAGAAGCCCACGUGGACAAACCCGUGGCCACCUACAGUGGGGGCACCAAGAGGAAGCUGUCCACAGCCCUGGCCCUGCUGGGGAAGCCCGACCUUCUCUUACUGGAUGAGCCCAGCUCCGGGAUGGACCCCUGCUCCAAGCGGCACCUGUGGGAAGCGGUGAGGAAGGAGGCUGAGGCAGGCUGUGCUGUGGUCCUGAGCUCCCACAGCAUGGAGGAAUGCGAAGCUGUGUGCACAAGGCUUGCCAUCAUGGUCCACGGCAGCUUCCGAUGCCUGGGUUCCCCACAGCACAUCAAAAACAGGUUUGGUGAUGUUUAUACAGUCAAGGUUUGGCUCCACAAGGAAGUAGAUCAACACAGCACUGUUUCCGACUGCUUAAAGCUUUAUUUUCCGGGAAUCCAGUUUAAGGGACAGCGCCUUAAUUUGUUGGAAUAUCACAUGCCAAAAAGACAGGCGUGCUUAGCCAACCUGUUCAGGGUUCUAGAAGACAAUAAAAGCUUCCUGAAUAUCAGACAUUACUCCAUCAACCAAACCACUCUGGAGCAGAUAUUUGUUAAUUUUGCAACUGAGCAGUGGCAAACUCCAUCGCCUUCUUAUCUGUCCGCCGAGUGUGAUCAACCACGGUACCUGCCUGUCUAAACACUAAGAAGACGUUUUUCAGGGAAAUAAAACCUUGUCUUUUGUUUUAAUUAAAUUCAAAGAUCAAAGAAGCAAGUGGGCCGCAGAGAAGGUGGAAGACACGGGUGGCAGUCCAGUCUCAUUCUCUCCUUCAUAUUCUGUUUUGAAGCUCUUUGUUAGUUAAUAAUGAACACGCUGAAAGGUCAUGCUUUUCUGCAGACUUUUGGACAGUUUCUCUGAGUUAGUUACUCUUUUUGCCAAGCCGAGGUGGCUUCCUGGGACACAGGAAGGAACUGACAUGCCUUCAGGAGCUAGAAAGGCUGUCAGAGGUUGUCUGGGUCAAACAUUCCAUUUUAGUUUUAAAGAACCUGAGGCCCCCAAGGUUAAAGAGCUUCUUACCUUAUUUGCAUAGAGAAUAGCACCCAGGAUUGUUUCCUACUUUUGUAAUCUGUUUACUGGGUUAUCUUUGUUGUUCAGUCGCUCAGUCGUGUCUGACUCUCUGCGACCUCUUUGACUGUGGCCCACCAGGCUCCUCUGUCCAUGGAAUUCCCAGGCAAGAACACUAGAGUAAUUGCCAUUUCCUUCUCCAGGGGAGUUAUAUUUACACGUGUCUAAGUAAAAAUUCAAUGAUUUAAAUGCACCCUUUCCAUAACCCUGGAUAACACUAUAUGGUAGGAGAUGAAAGCAUACCAUUUCUUCCUUAUAAAAGAGUCUUUUUAAAAAUAGGAAUUAAAGAAAUUUUCAGUUAGUUUUGCUUUAUCAAAAUUAAGUAAAUUGAACCGGGGGCUCUGUAUCAUUUACAAAAAAUUUGACCAGAAUUUCAUAGAUUAUAAAUUUAGGGAAAUAUAGAAAGAAUUGUGAUAUAGACAUAUUUUCCUUUUAUUAAUUUGAAUUAGUUAUUAUUGUUCUUAAAGUUAUUCUAAGUCAGUGGUUUUCAGAGUGUGCUGGCGCCCAUAACAGCUGCAUCAGCGUCUCCUGGGAGCUUGGUAGAAAUGCAGGUUUUCAGCCCCCACCCCAGAAUCUAAAACUGUGGGGUGGGGGCCCUGCAGUCUCCGUUCAAACAAGUCCCCUGGGUUUCUGAAGCACUUUUCAGUUUUAAAAUCAAUGAUCUAAGAAAUACCUAGGUACCUUCUAAUUAUAGAAGCAAAAUUAGCACCAUAUGUAGGAAACACUGAUUUUUAGACAAGUUUUAUAUUUCUAAAAUUAUGUCAUUCUUGGAAUUAUUGUCCUCAGAGUAUUCUCAGAUAUAAAGUGCUCAAGUGUGGCUCUAAAAGGCUGUGUAAACUUGAAUAAAAUCACUAUGUCUGCUCCUCAAAAGAGUUUCUAGUCAGACACUUCUGAGUUGAAAGUUUUCUCAACCUUCAUUGAAUAAUAUUUUUCUAAAAUAGAGGACUGCACUGACUUUAUUUUAAAAUUUAAUUUUAUCCAAUUAAGUUAUUGAAUAAUAGUAGCUUGUGAUCAAAGCAAAACACUUUCUUGUGGUAUUUCUUUGCUGAAGCAAAAUUUCAUUAAAAUAUAAUCUUUCCUGACUAUAACUUUACACUAGAGAUUUUUUUAAAUGGUAAGGAUUAAGCCAAUCAUGAAUUGUUUUGGUGGAAUGGUUUUGAUUCACUUUGUAUCACUUGAAUUAUGCUUUCUUGAAGAAGUUAUAAUUCUGGGUUUUAUGAUUUUCCCAAAAUUCUCACAUUGUCUCCUUGUCAAAAUGGAAGAUGUAAUCUUUUGUUGUUGUUGAAUCAGUAGAUAAAAUCUGUGAAUAAUGAACAUGUUUAUACU
This is a messenger RNA of Odocoileus virginianus texanus, 16803 nucleotides long. NCBI's taxonomy places the organism in Eukaryota, Metazoa, Chordata, Mammalia, Artiodactyla, Cervidae. The record is from RefSeq and is a predicted model, not a curated record.